Messenger RNA from Misgurnus anguillicaudatus (oriental weatherfish), 3755 nucleotides. Lineage: Eukaryota; Metazoa; Chordata; Actinopteri; Cypriniformes; Cobitidae. The record is from RefSeq and is a predicted model, not a curated record.
GAAAAUGAAAGUAGGGAAAGAAUAAAAGAUGGAAAAGUAGAAGAGACUAAAAUAACUCUCUUAUAGAUGCCAGGGGAGUGCAUUUGUCUAUUGCCAUUGGAAAAGAUGGCAGAAAGAUGCCAAAAAGUGUGUAGACACACAAUGAAGUAUAUGUAAGGAAGUAUACAAUUGGUAAAUAGCAUAACUUUUGGAUACAAAAUGUAUUAGGUUAAUGUAGACAAUAAGAAUAUGCACCCCUAAAACAGGUAUACUGGAUUCGAUGUAAGUAUAAAAUACAUUGAAUGUAAUACGAUAAAAAAAGCAAUGAUGAAAUAGAAAAAUCAUUGGCUAGCAUUUGAAUGAAUGAGGAGUGAAGACUAAAAUAAUUUGGAGAAAGAUCUAAGAUGAAAUCGCACUGUGGAACAUUUCAGCCUGGUUGAACUUGGAGGUGAAAGUUCACCUACUCUGCCUUCGAAAUGUGAGUAGAACAACAACAACAUACCUUUUACUGCAGCUCACAAAUGGUUAAGACCACGUGUGGGUUUAAGUUUAUCUUUUUGGAAACUUACUAUAUCUAAAAUUUGCCAUGAUUGUUUGAUUUAAAUAGAAGCAGUAAAUACACAAAACUUAUUGAGGCGGUUAUGUUCUACAGUGUACAACAGUUAUAAAGUAUAUACAUAAAAAAAUAUAUGCUGAUGUGAAAACUUUAAAAAGUUUUCAUGAUAAUUAAAAAGAGUUAUCAAGAUAAAAUGCAUAUUAUCAUCUUGGAGAUCAAAUAUAUCAAGCAGGAUAUAUAUAUAUAUAUAUACAUAUGAUUUGGACUAGAAAAGUAACAUUAAAAAUGUAUUUAGACUAAUUUGGGUUAAAAUACUGACAUGAUGGGGCAGUGGAUAGGACACAUGCCUUUGGUUUGAGAAACCUAGGUUCGAAUCCACUGUGACACACCAUUGUGUCCCUGAGCAAGACACUUAAUCCCUAGUUGCUCCAGAGGCGUGCGACCUCUAACAUAUAGCAAUUGUAAGUUGCUUUGGAUAAAAGCGUCAGUUAAAUGAAUAAAUGUAAAUGAUGUAACAUAAACACCAGGAAGCAUUAUGCAUGAUGGUAAAAAGAAUGUUUGAAUAAAACAUUUCCAUUGGACAUUUGUAACUAAAUAACAAAAAAAAUGUUAUUUGUUAAAUCUGUCCCAGGAGUAGGUAAAAAAGAAAGAGAAGUUUCACACAUUCUCUGGAGAUCAUAAACCAGUCAGAGAUGUUGUGAGGAUUGUUUUAAAGACACCACAGCUUAGCCUUUUGCUGAGUAUGUGUUGGGUGGUUCAUAAAGUAAAAUUAAUUAUUUUAUGACUAAUCUACCUCAGUUGCUACUUAUAUUUAAGGCGGACACUGAUUGUAAACAUAACAUUGCUUACAAAUCUUGUUUAGUAUCACUAGCCUUGGAAUGCUGCUAAAAGUUUUGUUUGUUUUAUUGAUUGUGUGUAUGUGUGUGCCUCACUGUUAAGAAAUAAUAGUGAGAGAAGGAGGUGUGAAGAGUAAUACUUUUUAAAUUGACCCUUAGGGAGAACUAAGAUAUGUAGUGAUCAGACUAAAUAACAGCACCUAUGUUUGAUUUAAUUUUGAAGGUGCAAAUUUCAAAAUUGUAAAAGCACAGCAGACGCAAGCCAGAUAAUCUGAAUAAAAUUGGGAUAGUGGCAAAAUGUAUAACAUAUUGGGUGUAAUGAAAAAUAAUGAUGGUAAAGUAAGUAAUAAGUGUGAUUGAAUAAAAUAUUAUACAAUACGUAAAGAAACUUAGAAAAACCACACAAAGUCGAUCACAAUCAAGACCAUACUGUUGUAAAACCAAAUUAAUGCUAUGGCAUGAAAAUGCUUUUGUUUAAAAGGUCAAAAUUGUAAUAGGAGAUAUGUGCAGUUUUGAGCAGUUGGUUUAAGAUUAUUGGAAUGUAUUGAAGUUAAUUUAUGAAACACAUUCCUCUCAGCUAUGAGGAGUAAAAGCAGAAGAACACAGAGAAGUUCAAAUGUGGAUCAUAAAUUGUCUCUCAAAGGACGAGUUGGUGUGAUUCAGCCACACACUGAUAUAUUUAAACUGAACCUUUUUGAAACACAGUUAAAUGACCAGGAGAGUCUGAUUAUGGCGGACCACUUUCUAGAAAAUCAGGAAUUGGCAGAAGCGGUAAAUGAGGCUAAGAGACUGGAACUUAGGAGAACAGUGAGGGGUCAAUUAUUAACAAGAUGUGGAACAGAAUAUUGGAUUGCAGUUCACAAGGAUGAAUGUGUCUCUUGCUACAGGCAUCCUGUAAUGCAAAGAGUUGAAUUAAGUAUGGGACAAUUCUGUCGAGAUUGUUUCAAGACUGUUAAAAUAAUGACUUGGGUUAAUGAAGAUAAGACAACAGAGCAUUACUUGACAACUUUUAAUCUAAUGGAACGCACUAAUGCUGCGUUAUUUCUGAGGUACCAAGAUAUACUCAAAAGGCUUCACCCAGAGGUUGAGGAAAUAUAUUAUGAUAUUGAUGGACACAAGGAUUGGACUAAAGAUAACAAAGACCUUGUAGUACAUGAGCUUCAUAGAAGUAAAACAUUGAAGAUUGUUAAACUCGAUGGAGUUUUUUAUCUCAUAGAGCUAAACAUUGAUGAUUGCAUCAAAAAGGAAAGGGUCGCAACUUCUGCCCCCCCCAGUUCUCCAGAAGACUUCAAUGAUGACUGUGGCUCGUGGAGAAGUGCGUAAAAUGCAGGAGUCCAUGAUUCCGUUGAUUGGUAAUUGUAAACAAUGUAAGAUCAAUGGAAGGAGCCGCCAGUUCUUGUGUCAGAACUCUGAAGGAGAAUUGAUUGGUGCAUGCUACCAUGAGAUAACUGAUGGAAAAUUUAUAAAAGCAAAUUUUGGAGGCUAUCUGAACGUAGUGUUGCAAAGUGUAAAACAUUGGCCAGUGGGUGAUCAAGUAAAAGGAAUUAUAGUGGAAAGUAAUUGGGUAAGACCAAUACGCAAAGUUCCCUGGGUCAACAACUAUUUGAGUAUAUCUCAGCACAACAUUUUUACUAAUAGGGGUGAAAUGUACUUGAUGUUGAAAAAAUAUGAAAGGAGAGUUGGAAGAUAUCAGCCAUACUUAUGUUUGAAAAUGAGAACUUAAAGGCUGUAUAAUAUUGCAUGAAGGGGGUGUUGUGUAAGAUGCAAAUUAUCCAACCUUUAUAAGCCAAAUAAUACACCUAAUUUUAUAUGUAUUUCUUCUGCGCAAUAUAAACCUGUGGUUUGUUAUUUUAUACUCCUUUUACUAUGUUAAACUCUUAUGUUACUUAAUAUGCCUAGGGUGGCUUUGAUGUAAAGUAUUAUAAUCAUUGAGUUAGGAGUAUAUGCAUGACAGCUCUUAAAUUGCAUGUUUAAGGAGUGACACAAAUAUGGUUUUGUAUUUACUAGUUUAUUAAGAGUAGAGAGAUUGAUGCAUGUAUUAGAUAGAACAAAGCUUAAGGGAUAUAUUACAGUUUAAAGCAUGAUUUAAAGACCUGUCUUCGUGGGAGAAAGCGCAGAGGAGUUUGGAGAAGAACGACAAAGAGACUUCGUCAUAUAUUUAAGAUAUUAGGGGACUUUCCCAGUAGACGUAAGGAUCAAAGGCGUGCCAUGAGGCCCUGAAUAUGAUUCCUGGAAUUCGGACCCGAGACCGUGCCUAUAAAUUGAUGCUGGUGCAGAACUUAGGCAGAUCUGGAAGGGCAACAUCCAGCAUCUCCGUUGUCUGACAGCCUGAUAUCUUGUGUGCUCUAGACUUAAUACUUUUUAGACUUUGUAAUUUUUGUCUU